Erythranthe guttata (spotted monkey flower) is the source of this 2401-nucleotide messenger RNA. RefSeq lists its product as uncharacterized. The record is from RefSeq and is a predicted model, not a curated record. NCBI's taxonomy places the organism in Eukaryota, Viridiplantae, Streptophyta, Magnoliopsida, Lamiales, Phrymaceae.
AGGAUGACAGGUGCAAGUUUCGUUGUGCGACACAUGUAAAUGCUUCCAACGGUUACAUUUUCCAGCUUGUGACUUGCUCAAAUUGCCUUCUUAGCUCUUAGAAUGGACCGCAGGGAUACAUCAGGGUUUGUCAGUGGUGGUUGCUUCAUCUUAGGGAGCUUACAGAUCUUUAGUUAUUAGAAUUUUCUUUUUUCCUAGGUUUCUUCUUUUCUCCACCUUAGAUCUCAGAAGUCCCACAAUUCAUUCUUUCCAUUUAUUUUUACUAUACUUAGUUUUGUUAGUUCUAGUUGUGAAUAUCAGUGCAUGGAUGGUAUCCCUGUCUAUACUACUAAUGUGGCUUCCCAGUCAAAAAAUCUCGGCAAUUUUGUCGACCCCACAGCCGCUCUAGCUUUUGGUUCACCUGGUGAGUCAAGCUUGUGCUUUUCCAAGCAAAGCAAGAGAAAAUGUAGUGCUGUUGAUCUGCCCAUUACUUUGAAAGAUGGGUCUUCUCUGGUUCUUGGUCUUGGAUGUUCGUCAACCUCGUUCACUACAAUUUGCUCAGGUGAUGAAAUGGAACAUGAGUCUUCUAUAGAUCUUGGUCUAAGUAUCAACCCGUUAUCCAAUGUGAAGAAGGUUUCUCCUGGGAUAAGGAGGCCUAUUUUAGACCUUCAGUUAACACUAUCCACAGGACCCACCGAAUCUGAUGUAACCACAAUUUCCCAUGGUUUCGUUCCUUGCCACAAUAGUUCCGAGUCACCAGCUUUAGCCCCUUGUGUUGAAAUAGUGGAUGAAGGGUCCACAUCAUCUCGGUGGAUAACAGGCCCUCAAGUGCCCAAUGUUGAGAUUCCUAUCCAAGUUGGACCAAAAUAUGUCUUUAGCAACUCUACUCCAGUUAAUCAACAACAACAACGCAAAACCAGCGUAAAAAUAUGCAGUUUCGAAGGAUGCACAAGAGGUGCAAGAGGUGCUUCCGGCCGCUGCAUCGCCCAUGGAGGCGGGAGGAGAUGCCAGAGGGCUGGCUGCGACAAGGGCGCCGAGGGCAAAACCGUCUUUUGUAAGGCGCACGGAGGUGGGAAAAGGUGCCAGCAUCUCGGAUGCACUAAAAGUGCCGAAGGCCGCACCGAGUACUGCAUAAGCCACGGCGGCGGCAGGCGGUGCAAUUACGAUGGCUGUCCUCGUGCAUCGAGGGGCAAGUCCGGCCUGUGCAUUCGCCAUGGUGGCGGCAAGAGGUGCAAGAUCGCGGAAUGCACCAAGAGUGCAGAGGGCAUAUCCGGCCUGUGUAUAUCUCACGGAGGCGGCAGGAGAUGCCAGUACCCCGAGUGCACAAAAGGGGCUCAAGGAAGCACCAUGUUCUGUAAAGCCCAUGGCGGUGGAAGGAGGUGCACGUUUUUAGGGUGUAUGAAAGGUGCUGAAGGGAGCACUCCGUUUUGUAAAGGCCACGGUGGUGGGAAAAGAUGUACGUCAGAAGGGUGCACGAAAAGUGUGCAUGGGGGAACGAACUUUUGCGUGAGUCACGGUGGUGGAAAGAGAUGUGCUGUCGCUGAAUGUACGAAGAGUGCAAGGGGUAGAACGGACUUUUGCGUCCGUCACGGUGGUGGGAAAAGAUGCAAGUUCGAAGGAGGGUGCACGAAGAGUGCGCAGGGGAGUACGGAUUUCUGCAAGGCGCACGGUGGAGGAAAAAGAUGCUCUUGGGGGCAAUUGGGGUUGGAGUUUGGCGGUGUGUGUGUUAAGGUUUCGUGUGAUAAGUUUGCUAGAGGGAAAUCUGGGCUUUGUGUGGCACAUAGUGCACAGGCGCAGGAGAACAGUGGCCUUUCUUCUUCUUACCCUGGAAUGAGUACAUCUCAGGAGCCGGAAUCGAGUAUGUCUACUUAUACAAGAGGGGUUGUUGUGUCUGGAAAUAGUCUUUCUCACCCUGGAAUGAUGGAUUGUGGGGCGACGUCAGUUGGUCCUAUUGGUUAUGCAAAUGGGUUUAGGCCUCUGCCGAUUUUGCCCCAUGGGAAUAUUGUUAGUGGAAGUUCUUGCUUGGAUCCAAUGUCCCUUCCGGAAGGUAGGGUUCAUGGAGGCGGUUUGAUGGCGAUGCUUAAGGGGGCUUCGGGAUUUGGAACGAGCAAUGCUAAUCAAGAACCGAAUGGGCAGUUGGAGCCGGGAAAAUCUUGUGACUUGCCUCAUAGCUGGGUGUAAGCAAUUGUUACUUGUUUCAUUAUAUUUUAUGUUCUUCUCUCUUUUAGUAAUAGUUAUGUGCUGGUUUGAGUUAUAGUGUGUAUUUCACCUAGUAUUGGAGUCUGAUUUUAAAGUUAGGGUAUGUACUAGUGUCAUUUUCAGUUUGGUUGGUUGGGUGCUUGCUUCUCUUUUCUUGUAAAUAGUUUAUUUAUCUAUUUAUUAUGAACCAAAUUGUUGUUGAUAAUAAUAUGUUUUUCACCUA